UGUUUGUACUCAGAUUAUUUGAAGUUGAGAAUCUGAAUUUGGGUUCUGUGAACUUUUAGCGCCUUCAUCCGCUUCUAGGCGGAAUAUCUUGGAUUAUUAUAUUUUUUUAAUCCUGCAGUUUUCAGAGCUUUUCCCGUUUUGCCUCAGCAGCUGUUCGGUUGUAAACCGAGCCGGAGGAAGGACCAGUUCACCUAACGCCCAGCUGAGCAGCUCCAGCUCUGCAUCAUUAAUGCUCAUCUAUCAUUCAUGCUGGUCUCAGUAAAACGCACACCUGUAACGGUACAUCCACCAUCCGCCCCCCUGGCAGGCGGCCUGGCAGCGGCCUGGCAGGUUCACCCCGCUCCCAUCCUCAUGACGGACCCAGCCGAGAAGUUUCCUGCAGGGGAAGCGUCCCGGAUGACCGGCCCCGGUGCCGCCGCUCCCCCCGCGGCGCUCCUCAGCGGGCUGUGGCACUGCGGGUCCGUCCGGAGGAACAGCCGCCUGCUGCCCGGCUCUGUGCCGCCUGGACUCCGGAGCAGAGCCCCGCUCAGGCUGCCGUCCCUGGCGGCCAAAGCGCCCCGCAGGCGGAGCGGCCUGGCCCGCCUCAGCCUGAGCGAGCCGUCCCUCCUCUCCCCGGGUCAGGACCUCCAGGUGGACGGAUGUUCUGGGUCUCGUCUCUCCAGCUGUUUACAGAUGCAGCCUCCACCUCCUCCAACCUUCAGCAAACCCCCGGCUCUGCUGCCCUGCAGGAACUGCGACCAGCAGCACGACCAGCAGCUCCAGAGCUGCGGCCGACCGGCCUACAUCCACUUCUCCCGGGCCAUCCGGCCCGCCGCCCGGCCCGCUCCGGUGAGGCGGCACUCACACAACCCAGAUGUGAGAGCGGAGAUGCUGCAGGGUGACUUCUGGCGCCGCAACUCCUCUUCCUGCCAGGGAGAGACUCUGUUUGUGGUGGGGAAGCCAUGUUUCCAGGGCUGCGGCCCGCGGCCCCCUGCGGCCGCCGGGCCUGCGGGUCGAGCUCAGCUCCACGUCUUUCUGCCCAGCGAGGCCGAACCGGAGGCGGACAGGGAAUCCGUGGAUGAAGGCUUCAUGGAUGAACUGGACUGCAGGAUUACAGCUCUGAAGCUGCAGCACACCCUCACCAACAACUCCUAGAACAGAGUAAUUUCUACCUUGAUCUGACUACAGUGCUCCAACCAGUUUGUGGACCUUGACCUCUGACCCUACCAGGAGUCUGACCAGAAGAGUUUCCUCAUCAGACGUCAGAGCUUAUAUGGAGGGAUUAUUUUAUUUUUUAUGGUGUAAAAACCAUUGGAUGAAUAUUUCUAACAACUGUCAGUGGCACAAAAAGUUUGUAUAAGCUCGAUAUGCUAUGUGGGCGCUGCAUAGAGGGGGCGCCAAACAACGGCGUAAAAUGAAUUCUAGUCUGCAUUUUCUGUAUUUGUCAGCUGUUUAUGGUGUUAUAUAACAGAGUCACGCUGCAACACACACCAGAAAGUACAAAGUUGCAUCACUGUAUGUUAGUCUUAUACUGUAUAUUGUUAU
This is a messenger RNA of Xiphophorus maculatus (southern platyfish), 1524 nucleotides long. RefSeq lists its product as uncharacterized. NCBI's taxonomy places the organism in Eukaryota, Metazoa, Chordata, Actinopteri, Cyprinodontiformes, Poeciliidae. Bases 247 to 1134 code for a protein of 295 amino acids. The transcript has 2 exons. The record is from RefSeq and is a predicted model, not a curated record.